Scomber scombrus (Atlantic mackerel) is the source of this 1676-nucleotide messenger RNA. RefSeq names its product BCL2 interacting protein 1b (gene bnip1b). The record is from RefSeq and is a predicted model, not a curated record. Gene Ontology annotation, cellular component: endoplasmic reticulum; SNARE complex. Lineage: Eukaryota; Metazoa; Chordata; Actinopteri; Scombriformes; Scombridae. Gene Ontology annotation, molecular function: SNAP receptor activity. The transcript has 6 exons. Gene Ontology annotation, biological process: retrograde vesicle-mediated transport, Golgi to endoplasmic reticulum. Bases 7 to 699 code for a protein of 230 amino acids.
ACAAACAUGGCGUCUUCUGCGGAUGUUCAUGUCCGUAUCUGUGGACAAGAAAUUAUAAAAUAUGACCUGGAGAUUAAGGCCCUCAUCCAGGACAUCAGAGACUGCCCUGGACCUCAGUCUACUCUCUUGGAGUUUAACUCUCAGGUCAAAGAUAAGUUCAACCAUCUCAGACUCAGGAUACAGGAUCUGGAGCAGAUGGCCAAAGAGCAGGACAGAGAGACUGACAGACUGACCAUUCAGGCAGAGACGGAGAGCCAGCGAAAGCAAAUGCUGAGUAACCAGACAGCUUGGAGGAAAGCUAACCUGGCCUGUAAACUGUCCAUAGACAACAUGGAGAAGGAUGAGCUGCUCCAUGGGGGAGACACCGGGAGCACCAGACAGAGGAAGGUGACUAAAGAAAGCCUAGUAGAAACCAGCAGCAACAUCACGGAGAGUCUGAUGUCUAUCAGCAGGAUGAUGGCCGAACAGGUGAAUCAGAGCGAUGACACCAUCGGCACACUCGUUAGCUCCUCCAGGACAGUGCUGGAAACCAACGAGGAGUUUAAAAACAUGACAGGGACCAUCCAUCUGGGAAGGAAGCUGAUCCUGAAGUACAACCGGCGGGAACUGACAGACAAGCUGCUGAUCUUUCUUGCUCUGGCCCUCUUCCUUGCCACCGUCCUCUACAUCCUUAAAAAACGCCUCUUCCCCUUCAUUUAGCCAAGUUGAUUACUUUCCCCAGACAGGAAACAUGGGAGAGAGAGUGGGGGGGUGUGACAUGCAGCAAAGGACCUCCGGCCGGGAUUCGAACCGGGGUCGGCUGGAAGUUACAACAUGUUACAAAGUGGGGUUUUAUCAGGAAUGGAGAGGAAACAAGGACUAAAUGUGACUAAAUAAUUGAUGCACUUUGAGUCUGUUUCAUCCUCUUUAGCAGCCUCGUUUUUAGCUUGAAUAAUAUGCAACAAUGUGGAUUUAUAAAAAUGUUUAUGAAGGUAUCAACCUAUGAAGGAACACGUAAACCUUCAGCUAAAGUGAAAAGAGCAAAAUGGGUUAUUGAUUUAAUGUCUGCUUCAAACAAACUUGUCGUUGGACUGUGUAAAGGCAAAAGUUUUUAUACCUGUUGCAAAUGGCCGCACUUGAUAUCACACUGCCCUCUGAUCUCUCAGAACUCAGUAGCUUUUAUAUGAAUUUGCAGACACAAUUAAAAAAAUUCUUACAAUUGGAGGUAAGGGUGCACACUUUCAUACAGUAUCUUCUCAAAGGCAUUAAUGGUUUUGCACAAAAAGUCACAGAAGUAACCUCCAGUUAAUCCUUUUACUUUUCUGUCAAAUUACAAUCUGUGUAUGUGUACUUUUAUCUUGUGCCUUCCUUUCCUCCAAUCAGACUACUGAAUUAGAAAUCUGUGUGAUUACUUACCACCUCACUGAUGUCUAACAUGUUGAGUCAGAGACUGUGUGAGUGUUAAACAGAGGGGCUGUUUGUAUAAUGUUGUAUAUAUUUCAUCUACAUAUUGAGCAUUGCUCCAAACAUGCCAGUAGAUGGCAGAAUACCCAACAUUAUAUCAACUGUGCGGUUGUGAAUAAAACAGUUUUACACGUCACAAUUGACUUACUUACUUUCAAGUUUAUUUACUUUCAAUCAUAAUCACUUACAAAUGUAUUUUGUACAUUCAUUUAAAUAAAAAUUUACAAAAUAUA